GUCGAUCGCCGAGGGUAAAAUGAUGUUUUCAGGAGUGUUAGUUUGUCUUUGUUCGUUGAUCUUUUCGCCUGUAGGCGCGAGUACCAAGGUAUGUAAAUCCGUUCGACGCUUCUUCUACUCAUGUGGUUUCUUUCUGGUGGUUUUGACCUUUAUCUAUCUUUAUCGCUUUAGUGUUUGUUUUGUAUUUGUUCUUCUUCAUUCCCUGUAGAAGCCGUUAGAGCAUCCUCUUCCAAGAUCCCUUCCCGAAUCGAAGAUAAAUGACUUGGCACAGAAGACAGACUACAGAGCCUUUUACGAUGGUAUUUUUCUUCCAGUAUUACGAGUUCGUGUCCCAGGAACUAAGGGACAUCACGCCGUUAAAUUGGUAAGAAAAAUAAUGGUGAAACUUGUUUCAUCUCUUUGACUUUCUUAAGUCAACAAGGUAGUGACUUCUUACGAUUGCUAUUUUGAAGUUUGUGGCGCUUAAACACCCUUGUUAAACAGAUACAGACACUCAAACGAACACUUCUCUGAAAGGAACUUCUAGUUCCUGUUGACAAAUUGAACCAUAUAUUCUUCGAUUUCUGGCCUAUAUAAAUAAUUGCCCCAGUUAAAAUACUUCUCUUAACACGAAAGCGGUUUAUGCGGUUUCAUUGCAUUGUCGAAGAGGGAAGGAUUAGGAUUUGUGUUGAAACGAAGAUGAGAACAUGAGUAUUGAGAUAAAGUGAAGGUCGAGGUGCGAUAUGAUCGAAACAGACAACUUUUAGAAUGGACGAUUCAUUUUGGACAUAACUUACUUAAAGCACUUGUGGUAUAUUUCUCACGGCUCUAUUUUUCUUGCAAAGAUGAGCGAUAUGACUAUAUCAUAUCUUGACAUAACAAGGGAGCUGCAGUGUUCGAAAGUAUGUUUCGCGAAUAGUUGUGUUAUAUCCCUAACUACCAUCUUUUGUUUUGCCUGUUAUCCACAUGGUACGCGUGUAUCGCUCGAUUCUUGAGAUUCUGUACUUUGACAAAAUAAAUAUUGGUCCUGUAGCUUUUCACCUAAUAUACCUCCUAAAUAUUCAAGGUAUAAAAUUGAACGUGACUAUUUUGGUGAAAACGCAUUUGGACAGAGCACGCUAAUUAUUAAACCAGCUGUUCUGGAAAAAAAGAAAAAAUACGCCCUCUGGCACGUCUCCACUUAAUUGCAUAUAUUACCAUAUUACUUGAACAAAAGCAGAAAGCGAGUUGUUUCUAAAUUAUUGGUGUUGAUAUUUUGUAACUUGGAUCUACAUUUUAUGUGAACAUUAUUUCUGUAAAAAUCUCUGAACAAAACCCCAAAUUAUUAAAAAUUGUUAGGAGGGACUACAUUAAUUAACAUAUUAAUGCUUUUACCGAAUGUGAAGUAAAUUACUGACCCAUCUAACUUGCUUGAGUUGUGCUUUUUUUUCCUUUUAGAAAAUCUAAAGUUAUUUUGGUUGUACUAAAAAAGAAAAAACAACAUACACACACACACCAAUCAUUUAAAUGCCCUGAUUUUCCUGAUAUAUAAAUAAUUUGCAUUUCAGAAUUUAUUUAUUGACAAAGAAAGAUCAAAAACAGGAUGCUUAUUUCAAAAUUGUUUUUUCAUUUUUUUAAAAAGUUAGACUUAUCUAGUUUUCUAGCCUGGUUUACUUUGACACUGGUGUUUAUGCACGCUUUUUUCUGAACCUCAAAUAAAGUUAUGAAUGCAAAUUUGUUUAAAAUUCUGUUCAUUAUUAGCUGUACCAAAAAUGCAUUAUUUUGAAGUAAAAUCUGUAAGUUUUGGUUUUGAUAUGAGGAUGAAGGGACAUUUAAAAAAGAGAAAAAGUUAUAUAUUUAUUGUUAAAUAAGAAGCAAGCAGUUUUCCUUUUUUUAAAGAAAAUUAAAUUGAUAAGCAUAAUUGACGCUGUGGAGAUAUUUAUUAAAUUGAAUGUUGGCUGGCAUAUUCUUAAGUGUUUGUUUUCGGAACACAUGAUAUAAACUUUUCUGUGUUUGUAGAGAAAUCAAAAUUAAUUAGGCCAUAAAUUUUAGUUUUACCUCACUGGGUUUUAUGGAUUUAACAUUUUGCCUUUCCUCAUAAAUGUCAAUUUGCAACAGCAAUAUAUUUAUUUUUGGAAAGUGAUUCACAGAUAUCAUGAUAAAUUGCAAAACAUCUGGCCCAGCUUCAUAAAUUUUAACACAAAUUCUCUAAACUGAUCCUUAAACUUUUCAUUAAAGAAUGAGUUGAGAGAAUUUCUCUCUGGUGAUCAUCUUAUUAAUUCUUGUGAACUAAUGUCUUGACAAUGUAUGGAUAUUGUUAGGAGAAAGCUGAUGUUGGUCACUAUUGGAACUUAAACUGUUAACAUUGGGUAUUAUCACUGGUAUUCAUUCCAAAGAGACCUUCUAUAGGGGUUGUCAGGAUAAUCCUCAAGUGCAGCAAAACAAAUCAGAGAAUCAAAGAAAACAACAAAAAAUUCUUUAGUUAAUGUUUCAAUGGAUGGUGCUACAGUUUUUUUUAAGUAGGGGUUUUAGGUCUUGGAUUUAGCUGGUAUCUGGUCACUUUAUUUCAUGGUCAGAUCGUUCCAAGUAAGCCAGAUCGUACCACAAUAUAGUUUGAAUUUUUCAUGAGUCUUUAAGCCACAAGUAGAAAUAAGGGACUGCUCGUGUAUACUUCAUUAUUUAAGCCAAGAAGCCAAAAAAAUGCAUUUUACAUCACGUUUUACACUGAACUGUGGAAUGAUCUGACCAAAAAAUGGAACGAUCUGACCAUGGAAUGAAGUGACAGUAAACCAUUUAGCUUAUAUGUGAAGAAACUGGUUCAACGCCUAGCUAUUCCCCAGGGUAUGGACUAACCAUAGCAACACUCUACACCAUUUCCUUUAUAUAUGGUGUAAAAGCUUGAUGCAAACAAUUUAAAAAUCUUUUUUUCUCAGUUUAUAAAGAAGCAAUUUGAAGAUUUGGACUGGACAGUUACCUUAGAUGAAUUUGAUGACAUGACACCCUAUGGGCCAAAGCGAUUUACUAACAUCAUCGCCACUCUGAAUCCCAAUGCAAAACGCAGGCUUAUUCUAGCAGCACAUUAUGAUUCAAAAUAUUUUCCUGAGGACAGCGAUGGUAGAUACUUUUUUGGCGCUACAGACUCAGCCAUGCCAUGUGCAAUGUUGAUUGAAAUUGCCAAGACAGUGACACCUUUGUUUAAAGCACAGGAGCAGCAACAAGAUAGGCUAGUCAAUGAUGAUGAUGAUGAGGUUUGUUAGAGUUAGUUUUUUAUAAGUUUUUUUUGUACAAAUUUGUAUAUGCAAUGUUAUAGACACUGUGUUAUCGACACAUUUUCAAAAGUCAACGUAUUAAUUAAUAGAUUAAUAGUUAAUAAUAGAGAUAGAUAGAUAGAUAAAUGUAGAGAUAAAUGUGUAGCAGUCAUGGCCAUAAUUAAGGACUUCAGUUUGCCAGUUUGGCGCUAAAUUAUUUUGUUUACAGCAAUCAGAUGUCACUUUGCAAAUGGUGUUUUUUGAUGGAGAGGAAGCGUUUAAGGAGUGGACAAAAAAUGAUUCUCUUUACGGCUCGAGACAUCUUGCAGAAGUAUGGAGCAACACAACUCAUCUAAAGGGAUCAAAUACCACAAUGAUCGAUACGAUAGUAAGUAUAAAAUAUAGUAAUUAUAAUAAUUAAAUACUACAAAAAUUAUGUAUGUUGAUCAGAAAAUUUGAACACUCCUUGUAUAUAUGUUGUGGGGAAUUUUUUAUUUCAGUUAGUUUUUGUGUUUUCUUUGUCUCAUUAUAUGUUCAAGUGUAUCAGUGUAACUAAAUCAGUUUUUAAUUAAGUUUCUUUCCUUGCUUCCUUUGAAACAGAAUGCCUUGGUAUUGUUAGAUCUAAUUGGUACUUCUGAUCCACAACCCACAUUUUAUAAUACGUUCAAAGAGACAGAUGAUUUGUUUCAGAGAUUGGAGCAGAUAGGUAAGACACUGUUAUUCAGCCACACAGUAAAUGUCUAUAAUCACGUAGAACCAUCUCUUUUGUGAUGCGAUCCAUUUUAAUAAUCGUAGACAACUGAACAAGGAAUAAAGAUCAGGGGUUUCAAUAAAAAUUGAAGUAGCCAGUAGGUUUGAAUAGAGUAACCGACUGUAUCAGCAAGAGGCUGUUGACUAAAUUACUAAAAAAACUAAAUUACGUACUUUUGCACGUAAACAAAUUCUGUGUAAACCUAUAAUGAAACUUGUGAAAAAAUGACUGAAAUAAUUAUUAUAGCAUUCACAUGAGUAAAGCACAAUGUAAAACCAUUGGGCCUUUAUGAAAACUCAUCGUAAUUACAUUUUCAUUCAGAUUUUAUGAUAUAUUUUUUGUUUACAACGUUAUUCAAACUAGUUGCUUCUUCUGUCAGAAAAAAGUAGCCGACCUCUAUGAGCAAAGUAGCUGAUUCGUUCCAUCAGCCGUCGCUGCUUAUUGAAACCCCUAAAAGAUCUUUCAAAUUAUUAUACCCAAAUGUGUGUAAUUCAAUACCAUAUACCUAUCACACUGUAACUCUUCUUCAGUCAGAGCCAUGCAAUUUUAUCCUGAGUGACAGGGAUUUCGCAUAGACAAACCGAUCUCUCAAAAAUGAAGACUGUAAUGGCCCAAAUUUUUCCAUCAUUCAUGAGAAAUAUAUUGGUCCAUGGGCAUAAGUAGGCAUGAGAUUGACAUUUUCCAUCAGCGGGUGUUUAAGACUCGUGUAUAAGGUGCACCUGUGAGUUGGCAGGUAUAUAUAGUGUCAUUUCAACAAAGGAGAUUUGAGUAAUUUAUUUAAUGUGCUAUUUUUCAAAACUGGGUCAUUCUCUUUGGGAAAAAUGUUCCUGAUCAGUCAGUUAAUACUUCAGAAACUUUUUAUUAUUGUUAUUGACACUGUCAUGUUUCUUUUGACAGAGCGGCGGUUAAUAAGCACCAACAGGCUUAUAGAACGACGGCCUCAACCCUAUUUUAUGCAUGGUCUCAUGGAUCGCAGAUAUUUAGUUGAGGAUGAUCAUAUACCUUUCUUAGAGAGAAGUAAGCAUUGUAGCAAAUAACAUAAUUGUGAAAAAUCAACAAUAUGCUGAGAAAUCAUAUACAAGUGAUCAUGAUGUAAGGACAAUGUGUUGUUACUAAUGUUAUGAAGGGAAUGUGAUGUUCUUCGAAAAAUCAAAUUUAAACCACUAAAGGAAAUCAAUGUUUGGCAUGGCUCAGGAUUUAUUCAACCUCUUAAAGGACCUAUGGUAUUCUAAAAUUCCUUGAACCAAUGAUUUAUUAUAUUAAGGAAAAGCUAUUGCAAAGAAAAUGUCAAAAUUGAGAAUUGUCUCCAACAGAGUGACAGUGGUUGGUUUGGUCUGUAAGAAAAGAAGUCUGUAUAUGCAUAGAUAUUUUAGCUUUCCAUCUUAAAUACCCUAUAGAGGUACCAAAGACAAAGGAGAGGCUGCAGAUUGCCUUGUUUUUGCGAAAAUUUCUUUUUUGGUUUCAAUACUGGCACUUGUUGUCAUUUUGCAGGGCUGUCACUGAGAUUUCAAGUUGCCGGGUAAAUACAACAAGUAGGCGGGGAAUCAAACAGCUAGGGAUUUCUUUUGGUCAUAUUUUUCUUCUUUUUUCCAUGAAAGUAGCCGGGGGAAAUCCUUGGCCCCCAGAUCUUAAUGACCGCCCUGAUUUUGUUACAACAUGUUGGAAGAUGUUAGAAGUGAAAAAAAAAACACAAUCUGGUGUUGCUUAGUGUACUUCGCUCAAGCUGGCUUGGCUGCAUUCAUGUAAAAGGUUUUUGUGGUCUAUAAGUAUAGUUUCAUAAAUGCGUUUUAAUUUUUCUCUUCUAGAUGUCAAAAUUCUUCAUCUGAUUUCACUACCGUUUCCUAACUGUUGGCAUCAAGUCUGUGACCAUGAAGGCGAAAUUGACCCCAAAGUGGUUCAGGAUUUGUUGAAAGUCCUUCAAGUAUUUGUUGUUGAGUACUUUGGGCUUGCAGUGGUUUAAUAAUUUGUACAAUGCGUAAAAAAGAAAAGUUGUUUCAUUCCCCUUUUCAAAACAAUUUAUUAUACUUAUAAUAAGUAUAAAGUUACAGAUAACAAUUAUUGUGGACAUCAUUAGCAUACAGUAACUAGUGACCAGUACGUCUAGGAUGGACAAAAUGUCCUAACCCUUUCAAUCCUGAUAAUAAUAUAUACUUUAAGAUUUUCAUUGUCUUAUUAGUUUUUUAUAAAAGAGGUUGAUGUAAACUGGUGUCACCCGGCCAAUUUGCAUCUAUUGAGUUUUCAUUAUUUUUAAUAAAAUGAUAAUGAUUUAUAAUAAUAUAUUCUUUAGCAGGAAUGUUCACUAAAAAUAUUUGGCUUCAGGAACAAUGAAUUUUAAACGUGAUCUGGCCGUCUAGUGUAUUAAAAGUGUACUGGCUGGUAGUAUAUAUGUUGUAGAUAAGUCUGUCGCAGGGCUGUCGAAAGGUUUUUAAGUAGCAGGCUGAUAAGGAAUAGUAGGCGGCUUUGGAACUCGCACCAAAGGCACAAGUUCUUGAGGGCCGAGGCAUCUAGGGAUAUUUUGAAAUAAAGAGUCUCAGAAAUGGCAUUUCCAGGGGUUUUCAAGGGGAAUCUUCCACUGCAGAUGCAGGGUGCGAAGAAAGUCAUUUUUACAGCUUGCCAUUCGGGCAAGCUGAAGCUAACAUUUACUAGCCCAAAUAUCAUUUCAACUUGCCCACAAAACGUUUUGAUGAGCAGAUUGAUUUCACAGUUCUUCUGUAAAUUGAAUUCCUCAAAAAAAUUCACUUGCCCAUCGGGCAAGUUAAUAAUGGAAUUCACUAGCCCAAUAGCAAAAUCCACUAGCCCCGGGCUAUUGGACACUACUUUCUUUGCACGCUGAGAUGCCAUGUUGUUUCGUGAGAAUACACACAAGACUAGAAACAAUGCCGUCUAAAUGUCCCAGGUGUUCCACGACAUCGAACGUUUCACAGAUCUAAACCUGUUUAAAUAUGCGUCAGUGUCAUUCAAAACUGGGAAUUUUAUUUGGCAGUGCCUAUUUUUUGUCAGCAGUUAUGGUGGAAGGAUAUGAAAGUAGCCAGCUAGGGAUGGCUCACUAGCCAGCAGUUUUGGCCUGCUACUGGCCCUUAUUGACAGCCCUGCUGUUGCAAGGUUAAGCCAGUAUAAAGUUUGAAUGGAAUUUCUUUUGUUUCCUGGCCCUAAUAAUAUUCAUAGGUUACAAAGGAAAUCCUGGUUUAACCUGAGAAUACAAGUUACUUUCAAUUUUAUUGACAUAUUCAACACGUAAACAGUCAAGAUAAAAUUAGGAGAUCUUCAGAAGUCCAGAAAUUGAUUCUGGGAAAGCAGGCAUCUUUGGUGUCCCUCUGAGGCCUUCAAGAAAAGUUAAUCUUCUUGCUCAAAUAGACAGGGACAAUAAAAAUAAAAAAUUAUGGAGCAAUAAAAAAUAUUAUUAUAGUAACUACUGGAGGAAGAUUUUGUUAUCUUAGAAUACAGCACUUGAUUUCUCACGUGUUGGAAGAGGAGUAAGCAGUUUUGACAUAAUUUUAAUGGAAAACAAAUUUGACAAAGUAAUUUAAGAUGUUUUUGGUAAGCACAGUUAUAAGAAAAUGUUAAUUUUAUAUGAAAAUACACAUAGGAUUAUUCAUUAACAUAGGUCUGUCAAUACUCCUACAAUAAACAACAUUUGAAAUUUAAUUUAUAUUUUUCAUUAAUUCCUCAUUAUUAUCUGUUGUUUAUUCAUUAAUAAACUCUGCAAACAAAUUAAUAAUUGCAAUGUUUGUGCUUUGAUUCUUGUACAAUCAUGUGGCCUUUAUAGUAAGACAUUUUAUCCUUGUGAACUUUCAUUCAAAGCAAGUGGUGAGAUAUAAUAAAUUGAGAUUUGCAGGAUAUAGUUUCAUGCUGGAACAUCACUGAGUGAGUACAUUCUCACAAAAAUAUUUUUUUCUUACCCGGGGCCUGGUUCCUGAAAGGGCGAUUAGCGGUGAUCCAG
Molecule: messenger RNA, 7897 nt
Organism: Porites lobata
Lineage: Eukaryota; Metazoa; Cnidaria; Anthozoa; Scleractinia; Poritidae
Source: the annotation of a GenBank genome assembly